Drosophila hydei is the source of this 1213-nucleotide messenger RNA. RefSeq lists its product as uncharacterized. Bases 86 to 1084 code for a protein of 332 amino acids. The transcript has 3 exons. The record is from RefSeq and is a predicted model, not a curated record. Gene Ontology annotation, molecular function: protein binding. Lineage: Eukaryota; Metazoa; Arthropoda; Insecta; Diptera; Drosophilidae.
UCAAGUCGAAGAUAUUUAUAGCAUAGUAUGCAUAUACAUAUAUAUUCGUGUAGAUUGUAACAUAAGGAAAUCGUAACAGCUCAAAAUGAAUUCUAUGCACAUCUUGGACAUGCCCGACGACUGCUUGCUCAUGGUAUUUCACAAUCUGGAUUUGAUGAGUCAGUGUAACUUUGCGUUCACCUGUGCGCGAUUUAGAGUGAUCUACGACAUGGUUUAUAAGCAGCAUUUCCGUUGUUUCACGUGGUACGAGCCCACGAACCAUUGGACUACGCUGGAAGUAGAGGAGUUCUUUCAGCUGAACGGUCAUAAGAUGCGCAUGCUGGCCGUAUCGGAUUUGCAAGAGAAAUACUUUGAGCUGCCGCUGAUUAGCAAGGCCAAUCAUAUGAUCAAUGUGUGUGUAUAUCUCAAAAAUCUGCAAUCCCUGAUAUUAUCCAUAGAUCAUAAGCUUGUCGAUAUUAUUAUUGAAGUAUGUAAGCAUUUGCACAAGUUGGAGAAUCUUGUGGUCGACUGUGCCUCCCAUCCCAAUUAUGAGUUUCUCGUUCUGUUGCCAUGUCUGAAGAGCUUGGAUAUUAAUUAUUUUGUCAACCCCCAUGACAAGGUAUUCCAGAGAUUCGCUGAGCUACGUCCAGAUGCCUUAGAACAUGUGCGCAUUGGCUCGGAAAUCACGAUGAAGCAGGGCAAGUAUAUUGCACAUCUGCGUCGCCUUACACUGUUGAACGUCUACAAUCCCUGCUAUCAUUUCUUCAACGGAGUUGUCCUUCAGUUGCUCAAUUUGCGAGUCCUUAGCAUAACGUCUGCCCAAGAAUUGCGAUGGCAUGAUUUCAGGCAUUUGGUCAUGCAUCUUACGUUCCUUUCUACUUUAUACAUUAUUCAAUGCUCAGAUAUAGGCAACGAGUUUAUAUUAUUUGUUAUUCAACAUUUAAAUGCGGAAAUGGAGCGAUCAGUCAAUUCCCGUCGCUUGCCUUUUCAUUUGGAACUGUCCGAAACUAGCGUAACGGAUGAUAUAAACGAGAUUGAACCCAUUAAGUCAUCACAUUCGCUACUCAAAGUUGUUCUGAAAAACAUGGAAAAUUAUGCUAAUUAGAAUUGUUGGCGGCUAAGCGAUAUACGAUUAACUUUUAAAAGUUGGAAAAGGGAAAUAUGAACAAGGUAUCAAAACUCAAAGUCAGACUCCUAAUUGAAAUCAACUUAUAUCGGAGCAUGAUUAACACGU